AUGUCGAGACUGGCAAACCGUGCCGACUGGGCCGACGACGAGGAGUUUGAUGACCCCUCCGCCCUCCCCGCACAGCAAGUCACAACCAACAAGGACGGAACGAAAACUGUCGUGUCGUAUCGCUUCAACGAUGAUGGCAAAAAAGUGAAAGUGACGCGGCGGAUCCGCACCACCGUCGUGAAGGAGCACGUCAACCCUCGAGUCGCGGAACGGAGAACAUGGGCCAAGUUCGGUCUGGAGAAGGGCCAUGCUCCCGGCCCAUCGUUUGACACCACCUCGGUCGGCGAGAACAUUGUCUUCCGUCCCAGCGUCAACUGGAAGGCGCAGGCCAAGGAGGCGGAGAAGGAAGGCGAGAAGGGCGGCAUCAAGGACCAGCUGAAGGACAAGAAGGUCAAGUGCCGGAUUUGCAGCGGAGAGCACUUCACGGCUCGCUGUCCGUUCAAGGACACGAUGGCUCCGAUCGACGAGCCUGCUCACGGCCCCGGAGUGGAUUUGGACGACGACGACAGGCCCACGGGCGCUCUGGGCGGUGGUGGAGGAAGCUAUGUGCCUCCUCACCUGCGCAAAGGCGGUGCUGCGGCUGGCGAGAAGAUGGGUGGCAAGUACGAGAGAGACGAUCUUGCGACCCUGAGAGUGACAAACGUGAGCGAGUUGGCAGAAGAGCAGGAACUCCGGGAUCUAUUCGAACGGUUUGGACGGGUCACCCGAGUCUUUUUGGCCCGGGACCGCGACACGCAGAAAGCCAAGGGCUUUGCAUUUAUCAGCUUCGCAGACCGGAACGACGCUGCUCGUGCUUGCGAGAAGAUGGAUGGCUGUAAGUGUCCCCACGAUGGUAUCAUGAGUCUCGGUCAUAUGCUGACAUUAACUCCUCCAGUCGGUUACCGCCACCUUAUCCUGCGCGUGGAAUUCGCCAAGAGGGCUUCUUAA
Rasamsonia emersonii CBS 393.64 is the source of this 927-nucleotide messenger RNA. Its product is annotated as Eukaryotic translation initiation factor 3 subunit G. The transcript is spliced from 3 exons. The record is from RefSeq and is a predicted model, not a curated record. Gene Ontology annotation, molecular function: RNA binding; translation initiation factor activity. Gene Ontology annotation, cellular component: eukaryotic translation initiation factor 3 complex; cytoplasm. NCBI's taxonomy places the organism in Eukaryota, Fungi, Ascomycota, Eurotiomycetes, Eurotiales, Trichocomaceae. The coding region runs from base 1 to 927 and encodes 308 amino acids.